Messenger RNA from Rhopalosiphum maidis (corn leaf aphid), 655 nucleotides. RefSeq names its product mitochondrial import receptor subunit TOM22 homolog (gene mge). Bases 128 to 562 code for a protein of 144 amino acids. The transcript has 4 exons. NCBI's taxonomy places the organism in Eukaryota, Metazoa, Arthropoda, Insecta, Hemiptera, Aphididae. Gene Ontology annotation, biological process: intracellular protein transport. The record is from RefSeq and is a predicted model, not a curated record. Gene Ontology annotation, cellular component: mitochondrial outer membrane.
AGUGAAUGGCCAUAGCAUACCGUAUUACCGUAUAAUACAUCAUAAUUCCUAAUCUUUUUCCAUUUCCACACGUUUUCACUUUGCUCCUCCUACGGUAAUUGACACUGCUACCGGUCAUUUUAGUCUAAUGACCACUGCGGAGGAUUUAGAAUUGUCGGAUUCAGACAAGGUACAACCUUGGAGCACAGACAGCGGCAUGGAAUCAAUGACGGACAGCAAUAAGGAUGUGACACCAAUGUCAGAAAACUUCGAUGACGACGAAGAAGAUGAAACUUUGGGUGAACGUCUAUGGGCGUUAACUGAAAUGUUUCCAGAUUCUCUAAGAAACGGUACCGAAAAAAUAGUUAAUACCGCUGGUAAAGUUAUCUUAGAAACUUAUUUAUUUGCGUGUACUUCGACAUGGUAUGUCUCAACAACAGCGGCUCUAUUACUUAUGCCCGUAUUAUUUGAAACUGAACGCAUACAAAUGGAAGAAGCGCAGAAAAAUCAUUCAAAACAACUGCUUCUUGGUCCUGGUAGUGGUGGCAACUUGGGUGGAGGAACUACUAUGCUGCCUAAUUAAUAUAUUUUCAUCGUAUAUUAUAUUUUUAACCUAUCUACCUUAGUUUAUUAUUUUGCCGAAUAAAUAUUUGUAUUAAAUCUAUUUAGUCUUGAA